UGGGAACGUCCUUCGAACGAUGCAUGGAACAACCCUCCCGAACAGCCCCAUUGGCCAGUGAAGUCCUCCAACGUGCUCCGGUCAGGCGGGAUUGCCCACACACAUUGCGCGAGGGGCGUAUUCCAAAAAUAGCAAUUUUCCAAGCUGGUUCUACAGUGAGCAGCCCUUGCCCGGCACUUCAAAAACAACAGCCUAUCCCCACGGGAGCUGAAAAAGUAUUAAACGUCGCUGUUUUCUAUCUCUCUAAAAUGUCUACUCCCCUCGUUGACGCGUUCACACAGGCUCACCACACACUCGUGGCCCGCAGCACCGACCAUAAGCUGUUCCCAAUCUACCUGAACCUGGUUUUCAAGGCAUACAAUCUCAAGACAGAUGGAAACUUUGCUCUGGCAUACUUUUUCCUCAUUGUGCUGGGAAUUGCCGAGCGCCUGCUCUCGCUGAGCAUUGACCUCAUCCAGGACAAGCCUGGACAGCCGUGGCGCAUCUUCCCGCGGGCAUGCAUCUACUUUGUGGUGACGCUGUUCCGCUACGUGCUGAUGAUUGCGAUCAUGAACGUGUAUAUCCCCAUGUUCUGCGUUAUCUGCCUUGGACUGACGCUGGGCCAGAUCAGUGUCGAGGGGAUCAGGUACUGGAUGAUGAUGCGCCAGGUCAAGCGCGCCAAGGCCCACCAGGCGCUGGACGGCUCGGCCGA
Molecule: messenger RNA, 691 nt
Organism: Linderina pennispora
Lineage: Eukaryota; Fungi; Kickxellomycota; Kickxellomycetes; Kickxellales; Kickxellaceae
Exons: 2
Source: RefSeq, a predicted model, not a curated record